Messenger RNA from Klebsormidium nitens, 1764 nucleotides. The record is from the annotation of a GenBank genome assembly. Lineage: Eukaryota; Viridiplantae; Streptophyta; Klebsormidiophyceae; Klebsormidiales; Klebsormidiaceae.
GCAACUUUUCAGUCACCAACUUUUCAGUCUUCAGUCAAGCGUAUUAUGACCCACACUGGUGACACCUUGAUAGGUGUCCAUAUCAGGACUGCACCUACCGUACCUGAUUCCCCAGUCGCCAAGGAUGCCAGCAUUCAUCACGCAAAGAGCAGAGCUGUAGUUCCGAGGGCAGCUGCUAAAUGCAGACCAAGGAGGAUAAUUGAGCAGUUUCCUACGUAGCUGUUGUAGGGUCCAGAGCUUGAACACUAGCCUCAUUAUGCUGCUCAACUCCCCGCGUUGGAACGUUGGGGGUAAAUAUUCUGUAAUUGCACAGGGAUUGCAUGUACUACCAGAUACCAAUCACAUGUAUUCAGAUAUUUGAUCUGUGCUGUUCACAAUUUUUGAAUUCUUGAUCUGAAGUACUGUUUCAAUAGAAAGAGCUCGUCACGUUGGGCAGCAGCACCUCGAAUUGACCGCCUUUUUUGCUCCUGCGCAAUGGGCGAUCUGGCAAGCAAUGAACCUGUUCCCAUUAUACUUGUGACUGGAGCAACGGGGUCUCAGGGAGGGGGGGUUGUACGCCACCUUUUGAAGGGGGGGGGUUUCAAAGUCCGUGGGCUCACACGUGAUGCCACAUCUGUAAAAGCGCGAGCUCUUGUGGAGAGAGGGGUGGAUGUAGUCCAAGGAGACCUCUUACAGCCAGAUUCAUUGACAAAAGCUUUUGCCGGGGCCAGCACACUUUUCUUGGUCACCGACUACUGGGGCAGCCGCGAUGCUGACGUGGAGAUAAAGAUGGGCAAGAACGCAAUCGACGCAGCGAAAGCCGCUGGAAUCGACUUUGUGCUUUUCAGCUCUUUGGAGGAUCCGGGGCCGAUUGCCGGAGGCAAGAUGGAGGAGGCAGUGCCGGGGAGGAUCAUGCCACAGUUUGAGAGCAAGGCUGAGAUUGAGGCGCACCUCCGGCAGUCGGGCCUCCCCUUUGCGACCCUCCUGACCUGCAUGUUCUACGACGACUUCGUCAACUUUCCGUUCCUUCAGCCGCAAGCGGACGGAACCUUCGUCUUCUACAGCAACUGCGGCCCCGCACCGCACCCCUGGCACUGCGCCGACGACGUGGGGGGAUGCUCAGCCGUCAUUUUCCGGGAGCAAGACAAGUUCAACGGCCGUACCAUCCCAGUCGUUGGCGAGCACAUCUCGUGCUCCGAUCUGGCGAAAACCGUGUCCGAAGUGACGGGGAAGACCGUCCGGCACCAGGAGCUUCCGGACGCCAUUGCACGCGGGGCGUACGGAGCGGACCUCGCCAACAUUUACGUUUUCCUCAGGGACUUUCCCUUCCACGACGAGUCGCGGUCGGUCUCCGCUGCACAUGCGAUUUACAAGGGCCCCACCUUUCGGCAGUGGGCCGAGCAGAACCGGGAGGCCCUGCUACGGGUCAUGUCACAGUCGUCCCCCGUAUGAUUCGACCGGGUCGUGGCGCCGCUGAUAACUAACUGAAGCUGAUUCUCGUGAGGACCACACCGGCACCAUUGAACGUCAAGUUAAGUUGACUCCACUGGGUGCCUUUGCGAGCUUGAAGAUAUAGUUGUUUUUACGCGUCUUUCUGGCGCAGGUCUUCUGACACUGAGUCCCCGCGUUGACUCACGCACGUCAAUCAUUCUGUCUGUCAAAAUCGAUACGCGCCAGUGGAACUUGGAAGCCUGCCGUGUCUUGAUCGAGCAAAGCUUCUUCGGCUGAACGUACGUAAAUUUUGCCGCGAUUGACGGACAUGUGUGCAAAUCCAAGAGACCAUGC